AUGUCCUCGGCAUCAUCACCCUCUCCCCAGGAGAUAACGUUUCUUCUAGAUGUUCGGCGGGACGUUUGUGACGGACUGAAAGCCGGGCCUUGGUACAAGAGCUAUGGUGGGUUCCCCUUUGAGAGGAGGCCUUACCGCCCCGAAGGGCCCUUGUUCAUAUAUCCAAUGUUUCACGAGCGAAGGUCGUGCCUACUGGAUGAUGACAGCCCAUCCCUGAUGUCCCUGGAGCACCGCUGGGCUCUGGAGCCGGCGCGAAAUGCCUUGGCCAGCUGGCUCAAGUACUCGGAUAACGGAAUCUUUCACAUCUCCGGCAAGCCUCGCUCCGGGAAAACGCAGAUGGUGUAUUAUAUUGCCCACUCGGAGGUCGCCCGCGAGCACCUACAGACGUGGUGCAAGACCAAGCGCCUGACGCAGACGAUAAUUUUCUUCCGGAGGACGGACGGCACGCGGGAGACAUCAUGUGAGUGGAACCUACAAGCAAUGCUUCGGGCCAUCCUCUGGUCCCUCAUCGUCGACAAGCCAGAGCUGGCCCCGCGCCUUUUUCCACGGCAGUGCGAUUCCUAUCCGCGCGGCUUCCAUGACCCUUGUGUUAUUAACGAUGAAGAGGUGCUUCUCGCCUGGGAUAGGCUUGUGACGCUAGAUGACAUCUACACGGACGACAAGUUUGUGCUAUACCUGGAAGGUCUGAGCCACUUCAAGCAAGGUUUUUCCAGGAUGCUGGAUCACCUCAAGCAGUGGGUGUCCGCCCGGCCGCUUGACGUCAAGAUCUGCAUCUCAAGCCGCGGAGAGGCGGAGUUUCAGGAAGGUCUGAAGGCCUAUCCCGGUUUCAUCAUGCAUGAGGUGAGUCAGGCGGAUAUGUUAUGGUACAUCCGCUGGGCACUGUUGCACGAGGACGAGGAUUGGGGGGCCCGAUUUGUCAGAGAUACAUCGCCUCUGGAAAGGAAAGACUUGGAACAACAUUUCCUGGCCAAGGUCAAUGAUAUGACUUCUCGAAGUGCGAUCAAAGGGUUCGUUGAUGAUUGGAUGCAACAGUACGAGCAAGGUACUCUUAAGGAUUAUUUUGACCAACAGCUGCUACGAGAGAGCUACCAAGAUGAUCCGCCAGAGUUGCCCCGGGUCUGA
This is a messenger RNA of Aspergillus aculeatinus CBS 121060, 1122 nucleotides long. RefSeq lists its product as uncharacterized. The transcript is spliced from 2 exons. NCBI's taxonomy places the organism in Eukaryota, Fungi, Ascomycota, Eurotiomycetes, Eurotiales, Aspergillaceae. The record is from RefSeq and is a predicted model, not a curated record. The coding region runs from base 1 to 1122 and encodes 373 amino acids.